AUGGCGGCACAGCUCACACUACCGUUCACCAAGAUGCACGGCCUAGGCAACGACUUUGUUGUUGUGGACAGGGUGAGCUCGCCGGAGGUCCCACCGAUGACUGCGGCUGCGGCAAUUGCGCUCAGCGACCGCCAUCGUGGCGUGGGCGCGGAUCAGGUGCUGGUUGUCGAGCCCGGCGACGGCAACGAAGCCUCGUUCCGCUACCUGAUCUACAACGCCGGUGAUGGUGCUCAAGUCGAGCAGUGUGGUAACGGCGCGCGAUGCUUUGCCAAGUACAUCCGUGAUGCGGGGCUCGUCUCGCCCGAAACAACGGUGCUCUCUGCCGCCACCAUCGCGCGCACCAUCGUUCUGCACCUCGAACCGCUUGCGCCCGGCACGCUCCCGUCGGCAGAUGCAAUCGACAUGGUGACGGUGGACAUGGGUCCGGCCGUGGCCGGCUUUGAGGUUGCCAUUGCCGACGGCGGUGGCUGCCAGCACCGCGAGGCCAUCGCGCCUCGGCUGCCCGGGUACGCGCCCGGACCCGAGCUUCUGCUCGUCGACAUGGGUAAUCCUCAUGGCGUGUGGGUGGUCGACGACGUGCUGACCGCGCCAGUGAGCACGGUCGGCCCAAAGCUCGAGCGUCACCCGGUCUUUCCGGCGCGGGCCAACAUCGGGUUUGUGCAGGUCAUCGACAGGUCAAGGCUCGCGCUGCGGGUCUACGAGCGGUCGGCCAGCGAGACGCAGGCGUGCGGGUCGGGCGCGUGCGCAGCGGCGGCGGCCUGCGUCCGAGCCGGUCUCGUGGACACUCCAGUCCGAGUCUACUUUCCGCUGCCUGCGCUCGCUGCGACGGGCGUCGACACAGGAGCGCUCAACCUUGGCGCUGUUGUCGCUGACCUCGAUCGCGCGCGUGCUUUUCUCGACAUCGCCAUCGACGGCGACGACGCUCGGUGCCUGAUGACCGGGCCGGCGGCGAGUGUGUUCUGUGGUAGCAUCCGGCUUGACGCCACGCUGUUUGAAUCAGCGUAGGUGCACGGCAGAGUGUGUACAAAUGAUGUUAUUGCGGUCUCAGUCCGACUCCAGCAUGUCCUCCUCGUCUUCGUCGUACUCGGAGUCC
Thecamonas trahens ATCC 50062 is the source of this 1093-nucleotide messenger RNA. Its product is annotated as diaminopimelate epimerase. Gene Ontology annotation, molecular function: diaminopimelate epimerase activity. The record is from RefSeq and is a predicted model, not a curated record. The transcript has a single exon. NCBI's taxonomy places the organism in Eukaryota, Apusomonadida, Apusomonadidae. The coding region runs from base 1 to 1005 and encodes 334 amino acids. Gene Ontology annotation, cellular component: cytosol.